This is a messenger RNA of Epithele typhae, 1155 nucleotides long. RefSeq lists its product as uncharacterized. Gene Ontology annotation, molecular function: protein binding. The record is from RefSeq and is a predicted model, not a curated record. The transcript is spliced from 2 exons. NCBI's taxonomy places the organism in Eukaryota, Fungi, Basidiomycota, Agaricomycetes, Polyporales, Epitheliaceae. Bases 1 to 1155 code for a protein of 384 amino acids.
AUGUACAUCGACCCCGUCCCGGUUAUACUUCCUUGGGAACUCCACCUCACCAUUCUGGAUUUCGUUGAAGACGACAAGACGCUAUGUGCAAGCUCUCUCGUAUGCAAGUCAUGGCUUUCUUGGGCACAGAAAGCUCUCUACAGCACCAUUGAAGCAAACGUAACCAAGUGGCCCAUAUUGUGCCGAUCCCUCACCUCAAAUCCUACACUAGGCAAACAUAUCCGAGAGCUGGCACUGCAAGACCUUCCUUUGUCCAGUAUCCACCCUCCACACAACCUUCACAUUCAAAACGUUCGAACGUUACGUAUAGUGGACAUGGACACAGCAAGUCCCAUCAUCAUGGAGAUUGUCUCGCACUGUAAGCACUCGAUUGAGCGACUCAGCUUGCGCGACACGUCGUCGCCAAACGAAGCUAGCUUUAUGUCUCUCCUCACCACCCUCCCAAUGCUCAAGCACGUCGACUUGUGUAACAACUUCUUUCGAUCACCAGGGUUGCCCUCAACCGCGACCUUGGGCGGCCUCUCAAUCCCUUCGAAUAUGCGGUCACUACGUCUCAUAUGCGAUCCUCCUGGAUUUGGGCCGACCUGCUUCGUGGCACAGGCGCUAUUUCGUCAUUUGCGCUUCCUCUCUCGGCUAUCUAUCCUCACGAUCCGUGUCGUUCCAGGCGAUGCACCUCUCUUCGCCCGUUUCCUGGAGGCCGUUGGGGGCAACCUACUGGAGCUCAACGUUGGUUUCACAGAAUCGGUCGAAACAGAACUGUUCCGCGACAACACAUUGUCGCUAUCGGCAUGUCCCAACCUCCGACUUUUCGGAUUGCAUCUGAAGCUUUGGCGGGCUGCUCGCGGUUUCGAACACCUUACAUGGGUUCCCGCCCUCCUUUCUACCGUGCGCGCAACCCGCAUGAAGCGAUUCAAGCUUGCGAUCCGCGCUCAGCAUGCCAGACUGGCAGACCUGUCGGUGAUGGGUCUUGACAAGAUUGAUAAUGUCCUCAAGAGUGACGCUUUCGCGUCCCUACAACGUGUCCUUGUGAGGAUAGUCGAGGUGAAAACACGCACAGGAGUCCAGGAGUACAUUGAGGGACAGCUCAACGGACUGGUCACUCGUGGCUUGCUGUCCCUACAUGUGCAGCAAUCAUUUAGUUCUCGCUUCUCUUAG